Pestalotiopsis fici W106-1 is the source of this 2709-nucleotide messenger RNA. RefSeq lists its product as uncharacterized. The coding region runs from base 1 to 2709 and encodes 902 amino acids. Gene Ontology annotation, molecular function: ATP-dependent chromatin remodeler activity; hydrolase activity, acting on acid anhydrides, in phosphorus-containing anhydrides; nucleic acid binding. Lineage: Eukaryota; Fungi; Ascomycota; Sordariomycetes; Amphisphaeriales; Sporocadaceae. The record is from RefSeq and is a predicted model, not a curated record. The transcript is spliced from 3 exons.
AUGACAGCCCAAAAGCGUGGCCGCGAGCCGGCUGGAGGAUCAGAUCCACGCACCACUAAGCACGCGCGCUUCUCGGAUACUCCAGCAGCCUCGACGAGCCGAGACAAUGUUGCUGCAGGGUCUCAGAGCUCCCAAGGCUAUGCCAGUUCUCAAUUACCGACGUCUACACAGGUCAUCGACGACGAUGAAGCCGACCUUAUUGACGACCGUGCGCAGUACGAUGAGGGUCCUGUUUUCGACCUAUAUGGUACUCACGAUGCAAAGAUCGUCGGCGUCAGAUACUACAAUGGCGUCGUCACUCCCCAUGAGCUGGUAAUGCUGCAUCGAGAGCCGCACAACCAAUAUGAUCCCAACGCCAUCAGAGUCAACAAUGUCAUGGGACAGCAAAUUGGCCACUUGCCCCGUAACCUGGUUGCCAAGCUGGCUCCAUACAUUGACAACAAUGAAGUUGUCCUCGAGGGAGUCCUCACCGGAGAGAAGGCAUUCUACGACUGCCCGAUCAAGCUGUACUUUUACGGUCCCAGUGAGCCCAUGGCUCGUAUGAUUAUUGAAAACAAAAUCAAAGCGGAUAGGCUUAUCAAGGCCACUGAAAUGAACAACAAUAGAAAGGAGCAAGAGGCUCGCAGGAAGGUCAUGGGCAUGAAAAGCGGCACCACCACUGGUACUGGUCUUGGCAAUACUGCCGAGGCCACUUUGCAAAAGCAAGAGCAAGACGCGACUCUGCAAGGCCUUGUUGCCACGAGCGAGGCCCUUGAGACGGUCCGCUCAGAUACCUUUACGGACACAUUGGCUGCUAGUGAAGAUCACCUCAAGGCCAUGCCCAUGGCACCACAGCCAGAUGCCCUCAAAUCAACACUGCUGCCAUAUCAACUCCAGGGCCUUGCGUGGAUGACAGCAAAGGAAAAUGUCAAGCUUCCUCCUGUUGGCUCAGAUGAAGUCGUGCAACUAUGGCAGCGCAAGGGAGCGGCCUCUUACCUGAACCUUGCGUCAUGCUUUGUGACAUCCUCACCUCCAAAGCUCAUCUCCGGUGGUAUCUUGGCUGAUGACAUGGGUCUUGGCAAGACUCUUCAAGUCAUCAGUCUCAUCAUGUCUGAAGGCUUCAAGAAUGGCCCAACGCUCAUUGUGGCGCCUGUCAGCGUGCUCAGCAAUUGGGAACAACAGAUCAAAUUCCACGUCAAGGAGGAUCAGCACCCUGACGUGCUGGUCUAUCAUUCGAUCAGCAAGACCAUGUCGGCUUCCGAAUUGCAAAGGUACCAUGUCGUCAUCACCACAUAUGGUAUGCUCAGCUCCGAGGCAAAGACAAAAAAUUCGUCGCGUCUCUUCGGAGUUGAAUGGCGUCGUGUUGUCUUGGAUGAAGGGCACACCAUCCGGAAUGCGAAAGCUCAGUUGGCGCAGGCAGCUCACAUGAUCAAGGCCCAAUCUCGCUGGGUUCUCACGGGCACGCCUAUCAUUAAUACCGUCAAGGAUUUCUUCUCCUUACUGAGGUUUUUGAAGAUUACAGGAGGAUUGCAAGAGGACGGAUUGUUCUCCCAAGUCAUAGCUCGCCCGAUCAAACAGGCUCAUAGUAGACACCCUGACAGGAUCAAGGCGGUCAAUGUGCUUGGGCACCUCAUGAAAGACAUCUGUCUCCGCCGAAAGAAGGAAAUGUCCUUUGUCAACCUCAAUUUGCCGCCCAAGACAGAGUACAUCCACCGUGUCUCCUUCGAUAAGACCGAGAAGACCAAGUACGACGCGCUUCUGGCGGAAGCACAGGGCGCAUUGGAAGAUUUCCAGAACAAGUCGAACAAGGGGCAGCUGGGAAGGUAUACCAAUGUCUUGGAGAGACUUCUUCGUCUCCGACAGGUCUGUAAUCACUGGACGUUGGCCAAGGAACGCGUCGACGAUCUCCUGAAACUGUUCGAAGACCAGAAAGUUGUCGCCUUGACUGACAAGAACAUUCCCAUCCUGCAAAAGGCUCUCCAACUGAUGAUUGACAGUGGCGAGGAAUGCCCGAUUUGCCUGGACGAAAUCUCCCAGCAUGAACCUGUCAUCACAGCAUGCAAGCAUGUUUUUGGAAAAGCUUGCAUCUCCAAGACGAUCGACCUGCAAGGUAAAUGUCCUUACUGCCGGGCUGAGCUGACCCAUGACUCGCUCGUGGAGACAGCGGAAAGGGCAGGUACACUUCAGGUAGACGACUCGUGCAGAAGUUCAAAGACAGAGGCACUCGUCAAGAUUCUCCAGGCCACCCUCAAAAAUGACGGCUCGAAGGUCAUCAUAUUUUCGCAGUGGACAUCAUUCCUCGACAUUAUUGCCUUGAGACUCCAAGAGGCUGACAUGUCCUUUGCUCGAAUCGAUGGCAGCAUGGUGAAGAAGAAGCGAGACGAGUCCAUUGCCGCGUUGAAUGAGGAUCCCAAUACUCGAAUCCUUCUUGCAAGUUUGCAAGUCUGUAGUGUCGGUCUGAACCUCGUCGCGGCCGACACUGUUGUCUUGGCCGAUAGUUGGUGGGCUCCCGCAAUCGAGGACCAAGCCGUGGAUCGAGUUCAUCGGCUGGGCCAGACACGGCCGACGACCGUGUGGCGUUUGGUCGUGGAGGGCACAGUUGAAGAGCGUGUCCUUGACGUCCAGGCUGAGAAGCGGAAGCUUGUGAGCGAAGCGUUCCAGGAAAAGACCAAGGGCGGAAAGGCCAAGGACACCCGGUCCAUGGCCGACAUUAAGAAGCUGCUCUCUUAG